This is a messenger RNA of Moneuplotes crassus, 2388 nucleotides long. The record is from the annotation of a GenBank genome assembly. NCBI's taxonomy places the organism in Eukaryota, Ciliophora, Spirotrichea, Euplotida, Euplotidae.
GGGAUGCUUAAAUCAAGUUUGAAUAGAGAACUUCUCAAUGAUUCCUCUGAUGAAGAGAGCUUCGAAGGGAUAAACCAGGCAGCCCCUCGCUUACAAUCUUUUGUGACACCUCUCGACUUUGAGAUCAACCAGAAGAACCUCAUGGCCGAUAAUAUUAGAGGUAGAGACAUCAGGAUUAAGAUACAAGAGUACCUUGAGACAGAAUCUCUGACUAAAGACCAGUUAAUCCUGCUUCUGAAGCAAGGGGCUGAAGACAACCAUUUGUUCAUGAUUAAGGAGGACACUUAUGCUAAACUUGUUGACUCUCUUGGGGUCACUCUUGAUGAGCCGAAAGACAACAAGCAUAAUUUGUCUCAAGGCAGGAGAGCUUCAAAAAUUGAAUUUAUUAAGAGUCUUCGCAAGUCUAUAAAUCUUGAAGAGAAUAAAGGUGAAGCUGAUUCAGAUUUUAUGAGCAUGAUGAAUACCAGAAAAGUUCUCAGAAAGAAGAGCAAGUAUGUUCACAGAGAAAAUAUGAAAGGCAAAUCAAAUAAAUCAAUAUUUAAAGACUCGAAGAAACCAUUGAAAAGCGUUUUAGAAAAAGUAGAAGAAGAAAUAGAUUACGAAGACUUUAUGACUAAGCACGAAGACUCUUCCAACCAAAGUGACCCAAAUCUGUUGGAACGAGUCCCCAAGAUCACCAACCAAGCCCUCAAAGACUGGCUCGUCACCGGAGUGAUCGGCUGCAUCUCAGCCUUGUGCUUCAUCGCCUUUGCUCUGUACACCCACCUCAAAGCGAAUCCUGUGGUGUUUGCAAUGCUUGGCAAUCAGCUGAUGGUCGCUAAAGGCUGCGCACUUGCGAUCAUAUUUCUGUGAGUGGCAGUCUUGCUUUUUGUGUCCUAUGACUUUCUGACAGCAAUCAGAGGGUGAUGUGGAGGCAAAUGACUGUCGCUUCUGGAUUCACAUUUGUUGUUUCAUAAGGUAUGAGGGUUUCUGUUGUUUAUUUACUCUACCAUUCAUACUAUUUGUCAUUGUGCUUGGUCAGUUCCUGCUUUAUCCAAAGACGAUAACUUCCCAGCCAUCAAAGCUAAUAUCAGCACUUUUGGAUUUGACCAUUCUCCGAGUGUCGCUGAAGUGGUAUUCCUAACGAUUCCCGGCUUAACAGGCAUUAUUCUACAGAUUGCAAUUACACUUAUGUUCUUUACUUCUCUGGAAUGUAUUCGCAGAAGACACUUCCAACUGUUUUCUUAUAUCCACAUGGUGUUCUUCCCUGUGUUUAUCUUCGGAACAAUUGCACAUGGAGCUGCUCGUUGGCUUAACUGGGGUAUCCCCACAGCUCUAGUACCUUUUAUUGUGCCAGUAUUAAUUUAUUUCUGGAUGAUUGGCAGAAGAGUCAUAGAUACAAUCAGAAGACCCUUCAAAGUUGCCAAAGUAUCCAUUGUCAAUAACAAAACCUUCAUCAACUUGAACUUAGAAGUCCCCAAAGGCUACAAGUGGAAGUCUGGUCAGUAUGCAUUUAUCAACAUUCCAGCCAUCAGCAAACUAGAGUGGCACCCCUUCUCGAUUUCAUCAUCUCCUAACGGAGAAUACCUCAGCUUCAUGAUCAAGAAAGCCGGAGACUGGACAACCAAACUCAUUGACAUGUUCGCAGCCAUCAAAGAACAAGGCUUUGCAGACAUCAUCAAUGAAGUGGGAGAGCACGAAUACAAGCGCGAGUUCAGAGACUACCUAAUGGAGAUCGACUUCGAAGACGAUGAGUCCAUCAGUCAGAACAAGAAGCUGUAUCCUCGAAUCAAUGUGAGCAGAGCUGUGUCAGCUCCUGCAGAGAUGGCUGCUAGGCGCAAACGCAUCAUACUCAUUGGCGCUGGCUCAGGCAUCGCUCCGUUCCUUGCCUUCUUGGAUGACCAGCAAAUAGCGGCCGAAGGAGGUAGGAAGACUGUGGGAGGAGGAGUAUCUAAGACAUACAAAGAAGAGUUUAGAAGCACUGAGAAAGCUCAUUUGAUAUUGACUAGUCGAGAUGCUGACCAAUUUUCGUGGCUGUCUCCAUACAUCGAUAGGAUUAUGAAUUCUCAGAGCUUUUCAGACAAAGUUCACCUCCACUUAUAUCUAACUUCAACCAAAUGUAAUUCUCUUCCAUCAUUCUUGUUUUGGAGAGCUUUCUUAAAACGUCAAGAAUUAAAGAGCAGAAACUUAAUCCACUCUGUUAACUCCAUUAUGGGAUCCAAUAUCACUUUGAAUGUGGAGAGACCUGAUUUUGAGAAGAUCAUUGAAGAGAUCAAUGUGACAGACCCUGGCGACUUCUUCUGCUAUGUUUGUGCAUCAGACAUAAUUGUCAAUCAGGCUAAGGUAGCUUGCAACCAAAUUAACAAGAGGGGAAAACACACCUAUGUUUUGAAAUAUGAACAUUUUUAG